This is a messenger RNA of Oryza sativa Japonica Group (Japanese rice), 1433 nucleotides long. Its product is annotated as thiol protease SEN102. The record is from RefSeq and is a predicted model, not a curated record. Gene Ontology annotation, molecular function: cysteine-type endopeptidase activity. Lineage: Eukaryota; Viridiplantae; Streptophyta; Magnoliopsida; Poales; Poaceae. Gene Ontology annotation, cellular component: lysosome.
AUGCAUUACUCGUGCUCCAUCACUGGAGCUCUAUCGACGAUUAAUCCUCUAGCUAGCUAAUUAAGAGAUCGAAUAUAUUACACAUAUACUAAUAUAGAUAAUUAAUUAAAUGGAGAUGAAGCCAUUAGUAGUAGCGCUGUUGGCUGUGGUGGUGGCAGCAAUGGCGGUGGCGGCCGUGCAGGACGACGACGACGACGUCCCAUUCACCGACAAGGAUCUGGAGUCGGAGGAGAGCAUGUGGAGCCUCUACCAGAGGUGGAGCCGCGUGCACGGCUUGACAUCGCGGGACCUGGCCGAGAAGCAGGGCAGGUUCGAGGCGUUCAAGGCGAACGCCAGGCACGUCAACGAGUUCAACAAGAAGGAGGGCAUGACCUACAAGCUCGCCCUCAACAGGUUCGCCGACAUGACGCUCCAGGAGUUCGUCGCCAAGUAUGCCGGCGCCAAGGUGGAUGCCGCCGCCGCCGCCUUGGCUUCCGUUGCGGAGGUCGAGGAAGAGGAGCUUGUCGUCGGCGAUGUGCCCGCCUCGUGGGAUUGGAGAGAGCAUGGAGCUGUGACUGCCGUCAAGGACCAAGACGGUUGCGGGAGCUGCUGGGCCUUCUCGGCGGUGGGCGCGGUGGAGAGCAUCAACGCAAUCGCGACGGGGAACCUCCUGACGCUGUCGGAGCAGCAGGUGCUCGACUGCUCCGGCGACGGCGACUGCAACGGCGGCUGGCCCAACCUGGUUCUGUCAGGUUACGCCGUGGAACAGGGGAUCGCCCUGGACAAUAUUGGCGACCCAGCCUACUACCCGCCCUACGUGGCCAAGAAGAUGGCCUGCAGGACGGUCGCCGGGAAGCCUGUCGUGAAGACGGACGGCACACUCCAGGUGGCUUCCAGCGAGACUGCCCUCAAACAGAGCGUGUACGGGCAGCCCGUCUCCGUGCUCAUCGAAGCCGACACCAACUUCCAGCUGUACAAAUCGGGUGUGUACAGUGGACCGUGCGGGACAAGAAUAAACCAUGCCGUGUUGGCGGUAGGGUAUGGUGUGACACUGAACAACACUAAGUAUUGGAUCGUCAAGAACUCGUGGAACACAACCUGGGGCGAGAGUGGUUACAUCCGGAUGAAGCGUGAUGUGGGUGGCAAUAAGGGGCUGUGUGGCAUUGCCAUGUACGGCAUUUACCCCACCAAAACCAAGACCAGCACUUUCUCUGCCGCCGCCAGAGCCGCCUCUGUUAUUGCUGAUGCUGCUUUAUACUAAGCCUCUGCUAUUAAGCUAGCCCAUGCACUGUACAUACAAAUAGUCGGUUAAUUACUCGUUAUAUGUAUAGUUUAAAUGAUACUAAAUGUGUGUAAUUAAAUAAAUAAAGGAAUAUACUGCAGCAUGUGUGUGCACGCAUAGUUACGUAAUAAGUAGAUCGUACAUAAAUAAAUAAAGUGUGUGUGUUUACAUG